AUGCCAUUGCCACGUCACUAUACCACGGUCCGCCAUUCUAACCCUCCGCUCUCGUCCGAAAACCGCGCUGCCUACGUCGCUGCGAUCAUGAACCCCGAUGAGAAGAACCUUCCACGACUCGAAUGCCCCGCCUUUAAUCCUUCGCGAUAUGAGUACCUCGCGGUCCAAGGCGAUGAGGGUGAUUCUGAUCCAUCGGGGAUCCAAUACUUCUUUGCCCUCGACCUGCGCGAAUGCCUUCACCUACUGCCCCGCCUUAUCGGAAGCAUCGUCGAAGCCAUCCGUUUCCUUGGCCCCCAAAGCUGCGCCCUAUCCAUCAUCGAGGGUAACUCCCACGACGGUACAGCCGAGGUUCUGGAGGCACUGCGACCGGAGCUCGAUGCGCUCACCACAACAUACUACUUCAAGUCGAGUGACAUCAACCCCAAGCAGGGAGACCGUAUUACGAAGCUCGCCGAACUCCGCAAUCUGGCACUGCAGCCCAUGCUCGACCCCAACAACUCGGAGCUAUACCCACCCGAAGCGAACACGACUGUUAUUUUCCUCAAUGACGUUGCCGCUUGCACCGAUGAUAUUCUCGAGCUUGUACACCAGCGCCGCUUCCUUGGUGCCGAUAUGACUUGUGCCAUGGACUGGACCUAUGUCGGCCAAGAUCCAACCUUCUAUGACGUAUGGAUUGCGCGGACACUGGCGGGAGGUGACUCCUUUUUCAAUAUUCCGGCUGAUGGCAACUGGAACUCUGCCUGGAACCUCUUCUGGAACGAGCCCACCGCGCGCGAGCGCUUCUUUGCCCACCAACCCUUCCAGGUGUUUUCAUGUUGGAACGGUGCCACCGCUUUUACCGCAAAGCCCUUCCUGGAGAAGAAAGUCACUUUCCGGGCUCCGAGAAAGGGUGAGUGUAUGCAAGGCGAGCCCCAGCUUCUUUGCAAGGACUUUUGGUGGCAUGGCUAUGGCAAAAUUGCCGUGGUGCCGUCGGUCAACCUCGAGUACUCAGAUGAGAAGGGAAAGCAAAUCAAGGAAGCGAAAGGCUUCACGAGCCAAUUGGUUGGAGGGGAGGGCCACAAGGACGAUGCCAUUCAGUGGCAGACGAGCCCGCCCGAAAAGGUCAAGUGCAUACCUGACUAUGGUCAUCAGUUCUUUGAGGAAUGGAACAAGACGCAGCCCGGGGUUUGA
Messenger RNA from Neurospora tetraspora, 1170 nucleotides. Its product is annotated as cryptococcal mannosyltransferase 1-domain-containing protein. The coding region runs from base 1 to 1170 and encodes 389 amino acids. The record is from RefSeq and is a predicted model, not a curated record. The transcript has a single exon. NCBI's taxonomy places the organism in Eukaryota, Fungi, Ascomycota, Sordariomycetes, Sordariales, Sordariaceae.